This is a messenger RNA of Fusarium coffeatum, 1866 nucleotides long. RefSeq lists its product as uncharacterized. The record is from RefSeq and is a predicted model, not a curated record. Gene Ontology annotation, biological process: regulation of transcription by RNA polymerase II. The transcript has 2 exons. Bases 1 to 1866 code for a protein of 621 amino acids. NCBI's taxonomy places the organism in Eukaryota, Fungi, Ascomycota, Sordariomycetes, Hypocreales, Nectriaceae.
AUGGACUUUUCAGACUUUGAAAUCAUUGACCCAAUUGCCGAGUUUGGCCCUGAGAGCAGCGACGAGGAAGAUGCCCCUCAGCCUUCUCUACCCCAUCUUCAAGGCGGUCAUCCUCCGUGGCAGGGUCAUGAGGGUAAGCUAGUUGGUGUUGUUGACAUGGGAAGCAAUGGCAUCCGAUUGUCCAUCUCCGACCUUUCGAAGCCAUUGGCUCGUAUGCUUCCGACCGUGUAUCAGUACCGCGCGUCCAUCUCGUUGUACGACUCGCAGUAUGAUCCCGAGACGGGAGACCAGAUUCCCAUUCCCGACGACAUUAUCGAAGCCGUCGUCUCAGUCCUGAGCAGAUUUGUUGUUAUCUGUGAUGACUUUGGUUGUAACAAGGACAGUAUUCAUGUUAUCGCGACCGAAGCUACGCGCGCGGCAGUCAACUCUAAGCAAUUCUUGGCUGCCAUCAAGGACAAGACUGGCCUGACGGUUGAGCUCCUGCCCAAGGAGGAGGAAGGACAGAUUGGCGCUCUCGGUAUCGCUAGUGGGUUUUCCUCCAUGGAGGGUCUUGUCAUGGACCUGGGAGGUGGCAGCACUCAGAUUACCUGGAUGCUCAGCUCUGGCGGUCAAGUCCGCAUCAGUCCCAAGGGAAGCUUCAGUUUCCCAUACGGAGCCGCUGCAUUGACCAAGAAGCUCCAUGAUCUCCGACAGGACAAGAAGAAAGAAGAAGCUGAUGCCGCUGUCAAGGCAUUUGAGCAGGAGAUGAUUUCCAACUUCAAGGAUGCAUACCACAACCUUCAAAUCCCCGAGGAGAUGGUCGAGAAGGCCAAGAAAGAGGGCGGAUACCGUAUCUACCUCUCUGGAGGUGGAUUCAGAGGAUGGGGAUAUCUGCUUCUGUAUCUUAACCAGACGGAUGGCAGCUAUUACCCCAUCUCCAUCAUCAAUGGCUACACGGCCAAGCGCAAGCAGUUUGAGGAUACCGAGGCUCUCAAGCAUGUCGCUCAUGCUGCCAAGGACAUCUUCCGCGUCUCUGAUCGCAGACGAUCUCAGGUCCCGGCCGUUGCCUUCCUCGUCAAUGUCCUCUCUGAGUCCAUUCCUGGAGGUAUCAGAGAAGCCCACUUCUGCCAGGGUGGUGUGCGAGAGGGAUUCUUGUUCCGACAGCUGCCACCAUCCAUUCGUGCGCUUUCACCCUUGGAGGUGGCCACUGGCUACUUUGCGCCAGGCUCUCGACAUCUGAUCCAGCAGUUGCUCAAGAGCGCAAUUCCGAAGCCCGGUAAGAAGAAGGAGUUUCCGGAGGAGUUUGAAGAACCUGUCGUGGAUUCGUUUGCCAAUGCGAUGUACCUCCACAUGUUCAUGUCAAAGGAAACCGCUUCGACGACUGCGCUGUACUCCACCAGUGUCGGUAACAUGUCCGCGAUUCAUGGUGUAUCGCACCAGGACCGAGCCAGGCUGGCCUUGAUGCUUGAAUCCAGAUACGGUGGUGAGCUUCCUCCUCGCGAGUUGGAGUUCCGCGAAUCUCUCCGUGAGAUGCUCACGCCCGAAGAAGUCUGGUGGGCAUCUUACCUCGGCAGAGUAGGACAGCUCAUCACAGCGCUCUACCCAGCAGGCAAGAUCCACCGAUCGAAGCCGCGUGUGGUGUUCACUGCACAGUGGUCUUACACCCUGGGCAAGAAGAAGAACAAGGAGGGUCUCCUGCUCACCAUUUCGGUACAGAAGACCAAGAAUGAUCCUGCUCGCACAAAAGAGACGGUUGAAGAGGCGGCUAGUGACGUGGAAAAGAUUGGAAAGAAGAAGAAUUGGAUUGGUGAUGAUGAGCCUUGGGGAAUGAAGGUUAAGGUUAAGGUUGUUGAGGAGGGGAUCCUUUCUGAGGAAAUUGACGAGUAA